AUGGAAGCAACAACUCGAAGGCGGCGCCUCCUGGGGUGGUUGGCGGCAUCGGAAGUGGCCAAGCACAACAGCAACACGGACUGCUGGGUGGUGGUCGACGGCCAAGUGCUGGACGUCACAAGCUUCUUGUCGGAGCACCCCGGGGGUGAGCUGGUCAUCCUCAUCUUCGCUGGCAAAGACGCCACGGUGGAGUUCAACAUGACUCACCUUCCUGAUGUUAUCGGCAGGUAUGCCCCUUUCUUUGCGAUCGGUGUCGUUGGCGGGGUGGCCGGCAUGCCGCGGCUGACCUGCCGGUAA
Messenger RNA from Symbiodinium sp. CCMP2592, 297 nucleotides. NCBI's taxonomy places the organism in Eukaryota, Dinophyceae, Suessiales, Symbiodiniaceae. The record is from the annotation of a GenBank genome assembly.